AUGGACCAGAUCUUGCCUUCUUGGACCCGCAAAUGGAUUGCUGGCAUAGACAGGUCUCGAGAUCGCGGAGAAUAUGAGUUAGUUGGCACUACGCUCAGCACUCCUGGACCAGAUGUUGGGAAGGAUCGAGAACCUUCGGAGUCCGACAGUAAGACUCUAAGGAAGGUCGCUGAUCAUUUGCCAUGGUCUACUUUUCUGAUCGCUGUAGUUGAGCUAUGCGAGCGUUUCACAUACUAUGGACUCAGUGGACCUUUCCAGAACUACAUAUCCAACUCCUACCAUGAUCCAAACGGCCUUCCUGGUGCGAUUGGCUUGAAUCAGAGCGGUGCAACUUUUCUCACAAAUUUCUUCCAAUUCUGGUGCUAUCUCACGCCUGUAAUAGGCGCUGUGAUAGCAGACCAGUAUCUGGGGAAGUACUGGACUAUCGUAUACUUUUCAAUUAUCUACGCUGCGGGCAUCCUCAUCCUUUUCAUAACCUCUCUCCCAGUUGCCAUCGAGCAUGGAAUGGCGUUCCCUGGGCUUCUCAUCGCUAUGAUUGUUAUUGGUCUGGGAACAGGAGGGAUCAAAAGCAAUGUCAGUCCGCUGAUUGCGGAGCAAUACACAGGAACGAAGACAUUCGUGAGAACGCUGAGUGGAGGAGAACGGGUCAUAGUUGAUCCGAGCAUUACCAUCCAGCGAAUAUACAUGAUCUUCUACCUCUGUAUCAACAUCGGAUCUCUAUCCUCUCUGUUAACCACAAAUAUGGAACUCCACAUAGGCUUCUGGUCGGCCUACCUACUCUGCUUCGUUGUUUUUCUUGUCGGCCUCGCCAUUCUACUACUAGGCAAGAAGAACUACGUCCUGCACCCACCUACUGGCUCAGUCAUCCCUAGAGCUCUACAAAUUUGCUGGACAGCCUCAAGAAACAACUUCACCCUACUCACCACCAGCCCUUCCCUGACAGAGCAAGCCUUCAUCCAAGAGGUCCGUACAGCCCUCCAAGCAUGCAAAGUCUUCCUUGUAUUUCCCCUUUACUGGCUGGCCCAAUCCCAAAUGCUCAACAAUCUCGUCUCUCAAGCCGGGCAAAUGCAACUCCAUGGGAUCCCCAAUGAUAUUAUGUCCAAUAUCGAUCCACUUACCAUCAUUGUCUUCAUUCCCAUCUGCGACAGAAUCCUCUAUCCAUUCCUACACAACAACAUGGGCAUCGCUUUCAAGCCCAUAACGAGGAUCUUUGUGGGUUUCAUGUUCGGUGCAGCUGGAAUGGCGUACGCAGCAGCUGUCCAGAAGACAAUCUACAAAUCUGCUCCCUGCUUUGAGCAGCCUGGCGCUUGCUCCGCAGGUCUGAGAGAGGACGGCACGACUUACAGACCGAAUGAGGUCCAUGUGGCGAUUCAGGCUCCCGCGUUUCUGCUGAUUGGCAUGAGUGAGAUUUUCGCUGCGGUAACGGGCUUGGAGUUUGCAUUUACGAAAGCUCCGGCAUCAAUGAAGUCCUUCAUCAUGUCUAUAUUCCUCCUCACAACAGCCUUUGGAGCAGCCUUGGGUGCGAUCAUCAGUCCUUUUGCGAAGGAUCCGGAUUUGUUCUGGGUGUAUGCUGGUCUAGCAGCGGUCUGCUUUGCUUCGGGCUGGAUCUUUUGGUACUGCUUUCGAGGUAUGAAUGUGGAGGACGAUGCAGUGGGAGCAAUUGAGCGUGAACCAUAG
Molecule: messenger RNA, 1677 nt
Organism: Ramularia collo-cygni
Lineage: Eukaryota; Fungi; Ascomycota; Dothideomycetes; Mycosphaerellales; Mycosphaerellaceae
Product: related to MFS peptide transporter Ptr2
Exons: 5
Coding region: 1-1677 (558 amino acids)
Biological process (GO): transmembrane transport; oligopeptide transport
Cellular component (GO): fungal-type vacuole; plasma membrane
Molecular function (GO): dipeptide transmembrane transporter activity; tripeptide transmembrane transporter activity
Source: RefSeq, a predicted model, not a curated record